CAUUUAGUUAGUAAGUUAGUUAGUCGUUCAUUCAUUCCCGCGCUAUGCGUUUCAAAAUUCUAUAUAGUACCAUCAUUUUCAUAUGUAUCUGUUUCUAAACUGAUGGUGUUACUUCACCUCCUGAUCUUCCCUGCACCGUACCCUUGACGCCCAGCGCCGCCUAGCGGAGUCACAGCUCUUUCUCGUUACCAAUGACAACUGUUCAAACAAACAUCCCAGAACUGAAAACAAACUUAGUUAAACACAGGAGUCCAAUAUACUAUGAAGUGAUCUUCAUUAAUACCAAAUAAACUUCUGCUAUUGGAAACAUGAGCUCACCGCUGUCCACCCUGAGGAAAAACAAACGAGUUCCUCUACCAGACAUGCAGAGUGAAGGUUAUAGAAUUCAAAGAUACUGCAUUGCAAGAACUAUCUAGACCAUCUUUGAAAUAAUCAGAUGUCGUAUCUGUUUUUGUGAUCUAGAGAAAGAAAGCCUUACAAAGAAAGGUCAGAUAAUGACAAUGAAGCUCAAUUAUUCAGAGAGAUCUUUCCACAAAACCAGCCAGUGCCACACAUCAUGGACAAUCUUUCCACUGUAAGAGCAAAGGUUGUGCAAAAGAAGAAGGCAAAAGAAGCUCCGCCGAGUGAUUUUGAACUUAUGUCAGGUAUGAUCCAGAAGAUUGUUCAGCUUGAGAGAAAGGUGAAAACUCAGGCUGCAGAUAUUGAGCAAAAGGCGAGAAGAAUAGCAGUUCUGGAAGAGAAACUGAAUCUUUUGCAAGAGGCAGAAGAGAAAUCUACAAGUAAUGAGAACCAAGAUGAAGAACUGGCUCAAUUGUGCCUCAAGCUUCAAAACCAAGUGUGGGAAAUGGAGAAUGGCAUUUCCCCACCCACACAGAAGUAUCUGAAUGAUUAUGGAUUGAUCUGGGUUGGAAGUUACAAAGAACACGAUGAGCAGGCCAACAGCCAACUUCCUGGAGCCACUAAUGCACGCAAGACGUUCGAAAUGAACUAUCGCCUGGUCCUGCAGAACAUCCAGGAACUGAACAUUGUAGCAGGGGAAGGGGAGUCCCAUGUGACCGCCACUCCUGGUGGAGCCAAACUUACCCAGCAGUCUUCCAUACCUCUUUGGCUCUACAAAAACGGCAUUGUCAUGUUCAGUGGUCCAUUCCGCUCCUAUCAAGACCCAAGCACACAGGAAUGCAUGCAGGACUUGAUGGAUGGGUUUUUUCCUUCUGAGCUUCAGGAAAGGUUUCCCAAUGGUGUGCCCUUCCAGGUUCAUGACAAACGGGACGAGGAGUUCAUAGUUAGGCGACCAGGGACUGAGUUUCCUGGUAGAGGACAAACUAUAGAUGGAGCAGGAAGGCAUUCGGUGGGCAGUUUUGAGCAGACCAGCUCCACAGCCCCAAAGCAGAGUCAGAUACCAGGCAAAAAGCUGUCCAUGGAACAGUUCUUGCGGAAGCUCCCUGUGACUGUGGUGAAGGAAGGCAAAGUGAUUGGUAUACGUGACUCAAUCAAGGCUCAUCUACUGGGCUUUCCUGAUAAUGCCAAAAGUCACUCGGUGACCACUGUGGAAACAUCCGCCCUGCAGACCUUGAGAGCAUGUGAGACGGACUCUACACAAUCAGAAAAAGGCAUCACCACAUUACGACUGAAGUCUGAGGAUGGCAUGGAGACGUUUAUCAUGAAAAUGUACUUCACUGAGACCAUUGGAGAUCUCCGUCACUACUUGGAUCUGAAAAGAGGACCGGUUGCUGCACCAUAUGACAUCAUUAGUGCAUUUCCACACCAGUGCUACAGUGAUAACACCAAGACACUGCUGUCCUGUGGUCUGACUCCAAAUGCAGCACUGCUCCUGCGUCCUCAAGCUUUAUCUCACAGACACAUACAGAACAACCCUUAACUAAAGAAGAACAACCAUCAUAGAGAGUGAGCAUCAUUAACCCACUUUCACAGCGAUGCCACACCACUGCACACUUCAAAUAUCUCACUGAUCAUACACCAACAUGUAUGAAUUUUGGAAAUUGAUCAUUCAGGAAGGAAAUCUCAAACACAUCAAUAAAUAGGUUUACAAUAAUUUUAAUUAGUAAUCAAUGUGACUUAAAUUAUUAAUUUAAAAAAAAUUCAAAUUACAAUUAUUUAUCAACUGAUAAUUUAAAAGCUCUUUCUAUUUUCUGUAAAUGAACCAGGAGGAGACACCCUAUCACCUGUCAAGGUGAUCAAUGGUUUAUAAUUAACUUCCAUAUUAUUGUAAAUGUUCCAACUAAGUCUUUUAAACAUAUUUUUGCAUUGUUUGCAGAAAUCCAUUUACAAAUAGUCCUUUGGGUGAGGUCAAAUACACUGAAACAUCCCUAUAAAAACGGGUUUGGCUGCUUUAGCCACUCACAUUAUUAAUAGGUGCGCAAAAAACCCCAAAAACAACCAAAUAAUGUAACUUUUUGUUGUUGUUGUUGAAUUGUGUGUAUUACUUCUGCUUGUAAUUACAUAUUAAAAUGUCAAUACAUAUUAAAAAUGAAUAAAUGCUAAUUGUAAUCUC
Onychostoma macrolepis is the source of this 2512-nucleotide messenger RNA. It is a transcript of the gene ubxn11, whose product is annotated as UBX domain protein 11. The record is from RefSeq and is a predicted model, not a curated record. NCBI's taxonomy places the organism in Eukaryota, Metazoa, Chordata, Actinopteri, Cypriniformes, Cyprinidae. The transcript is spliced from 14 exons. Bases 557 to 1879 code for a protein of 440 amino acids. Gene Ontology annotation, molecular function: ubiquitin binding. Gene Ontology annotation, biological process: proteasome-mediated ubiquitin-dependent protein catabolic process.